UUGACGUUUCGUUUCUUACGAAACGUUGGAUAAAUUGGUUCGGGAAAUCAAUUUUAAAAAGGCGGUUAGAACUUGGAACGUUGAAUUGAGUUCUUCCAUUCAGCUUCCACUUUUUCAAAUUCUCAUACGCUUCAUGGUUCAGCUCCAUACAAAAAUUGUUAUUUGAAUUGGCGUGCUGUUAUGUCAUAUAGCUUUUUUAAUUCUAUUUUGAUACUCUUGUAUAUUUGCUAGUGUUGUAUAUACCAAAUACAGCGUGUGUAAUUGUGGAUAAAAUUUAUUAUUAGCAUUUAGUUGAAGAAUGUCCUAUCCACCUACUGCUCCUCAGGGAGGAUAUCCACAUCCAAACCCGGUGUAUGAUUCCAACUACCCACCACAGGGGGGAUACCCACAACCUCAGCCCCAAUAUCCUCCAGGAAAUCAGUACCCACCCGGGCCACCAGCUCCAUAUCCACCCACAACAGGUUACCCUCCAGUACCGGUUACCAAUCAACCUAUAGCUGGAGAUGGUGGUUGGAUGAAUAUACCGCAAGGGCCAGUCAACUGUCCUGCAGGGUUGGAAUACCUUACUAUGAUUGAUCAAUUAUUAGUACACCAAAAGGUCGAACUGAUGGAAGCUUUCACCGGUUUCGAAACCAACAAUAAAUAUUCUGUGAAAAAUAGUCUCGGCCAAAAAGUUUAUUACGCUGUAGAGGAUUCCGAUUGUUGCACGAGGAAUUGUUGUGGACCUUUGCGGCCGUUCGACAUGAGAGUUUUCGACAAUUUCCGAAAUGAGGUUAUCCACUUCCAUCGUCCAUUGGCGUGCGAUUCAUGCUGCUUCCCAUGCUGUUUACAGAGCAUGGAGGUCUCUUCCCCUCCUGGCCAUCUGAUCGGCACCGUUGAGCAGGAUUGGAGCCUGUGCUUCCCGAGCUUCUCGAUCAAGAACGCGAACGGCGACACCGUUCUGAAGAUCGACGGACCAUGCUGUACGAUCAGCUUCUGCGGAGACGUCGAGUUCAAGGUGAUGUCGGCCGAUGGAAGCACCGAAGUAGGAAGGAUAUCGAAACAGUGGUCCGGACUGUCCAGGGAGAUGUUCACAGACUCCGACUUCUUCGGCAUCACCUUCCCGAUGGAUCUGGACGUCAGGAUGAAGGCUGUUAUGUUGGGCGCGUGCUUCCUUAUCGAUUAUAUGUUCUUCGAAAAAUCACAAUAAUGGGAAAUGAGGAGCUUGUUAUUUACCAUGCACAAGAUUACAUGUUCUUCGAGAAGAAACAAAACAACUGAACCCUUCAAACAUGACCUGAUGAAUAUGUGAUUAUACAAAUUUUUUGGAUGAUUUACAUUUUUUUAACUAUUAAAAUUCUCUCAUUGUCAAAAAGCUAAACAUGAAUGCUAGUCAAUUUAUUGGCUGCCUCGGAAAUACCGUUUUAUUUCACCGAAGCACUAUUGUUUCACAUUUGAAAAGGAAAAGAUUCUAUAUGUUUGUGCCUUAACUAUUACGUUUAAAAUAAUUCAACCCCCAAGUACAUAAAUGAAUGCAAUGAUGUAUUUUUUCUAAUAUUUAAAUAUAUUGAAGAUUUUAUAUAACUUUAUCUGAUCAUUUUUAUCAGAACUGCAUGUUUCGCACAGCUUAUUGUACUUAUACGUUUAAUUUUUGAUUUGGUUUGAAUUAAUUAACUUAACCUCUGUCUUUUCGUGAAUAUUUUUAUUUUUAAAAUACUCUCAUUUGAGUAUUCAUUGUUCUUUUGUAUUGUUCUCGUUUUUCAAUAUUUUUAUCUCUUGAACCUCUUUAUUUCAAUAUAUAGUUGACUAAUAAAAUAUGAUAUAUAUAUGUAUUUAUAUUCCAUAUUAACAAGAAAUUUAUGAGAGUUUGUGUAAAGUUAAAUUUGCCAAUAAUAAGAGCCUUUUGCAUUAUAUAAUAAAAUUUUCUGGAUAUUCCUUUUGCAUUUGAAGUUUUCUAGUCUAUAUAAUGAAAGGUAACUCUGCAUGUAUUGAGAAAAAAUUUUCUUUUGCAUUACAGCUAUUCUAAAUGUUUUAUGGAUUUCCAUUUCUAUGUAAUACUUCGUUGAAUAAAAUUUAUGUAUCAGUGUUGGAA
This is a messenger RNA of Coccinella septempunctata (seven-spotted ladybird), 2071 nucleotides long. Its product is annotated as phospholipid scramblase 1. The record is from RefSeq and is a predicted model, not a curated record. Gene Ontology annotation, molecular function: phospholipid scramblase activity. The coding region runs from base 299 to 1189 and encodes 296 amino acids. Gene Ontology annotation, cellular component: plasma membrane. Lineage: Eukaryota; Metazoa; Arthropoda; Insecta; Coleoptera; Coccinellidae. The transcript is spliced from 8 exons. Gene Ontology annotation, biological process: plasma membrane phospholipid scrambling.